CUCCUGGACCUUCUGGCCAUGCUGCUUUCUGUGCAGCCCACGACACCGCUGUGGAGAGCCAGGAAGCAGCCCCAAGGGCUGUCGCCGGUCUCCCGGCCCGUUGCCCAGGUGAGUGGACAGCGGCUGCCACCGCGGGCCCGCUGCACUCUAUGGGCGACCGAGGGCUGUCCCGCCCGGCCUCCCGUCAGCGGCGGCGCUGCCCUGGUUACGGGCCGGGCCGGGUGCGCCGGGGCCGGGGCAGCGGCCGGGGCCGGGGCCGGGGCUCUGCGCUUCCCAGGAGGAGGGAGCCCCGAGAGGAGCCGUGAAUCGUCGGCCCCCGCGGACAGGGCGCCUCCGGAGGGGAAAGGCGGCCCCGGUGGCCCGGCUCGGCCGCGGGGCCGUUCGCAGGCGCAGGAUGGAGGGCGCCGGGGCCGGCUGCGCCUCUGGAGGAAGCAGCGAUCCUGACGUUGUCUGCGAAAAGCACUUGUUUAAAGGCAAAGUGCCCGAGCCGCUCUUUCAGCUGGCGUGCAGUCACCACCACUGCGCUUUUCCUGUGAAUCGCAAUGGGUUGUGCGUCUGGAACACAGCCACUGCUCAGCCAUUAUAUUUGUCAGGGCAUCAUUACUCAAUUUCUGCAUUGUCAUUUGGAAGUAAAAUCAAUCCACUUCUUCUCUGCUCUGCCUCUCAUGAACGUGUGAUAGUGUGGAAUCUUGAUGAAUGUACGCAGAAAGUGCAAGAAGGGUUUACACCUCGAGGAAUUGUUAUAGGAACUCUUUUGGGAAUGGUGCUUCAUAUAAGAUUUAGUCCAGAUGAUCAACAAGUGGCAGUAUGUGCUGGAAAUCAGAUCUACAUAUUAAGUGCAAAGAAUGAAGCUAUACUAGCUGAAUUGGAUGGACACCUGGCUCCAGUGACUGCUGCUGAGUUUUGCACAUGGGAGAAAAGUAUGCUCAUAUCAGUGUCAGAAGACAGAACCUUUAAGGUGUGGGACUAUUCUACCAGCCAGUUAAUAUAUCAGUCAGGAAUAAUAACAGCAUUUCCUUUGCUAAGUCUGCUAAUUGAUGAAGAAAACGAACAGAUUAUCACUGGAUGUGCUGAGGGACAGCUUUGGAUCUUCAGUUUAAUUAGUGAUCAUAAUUACCGUUGUGUAGCACAUAUCGACUUAAAGAAAGAGCAAGAGAAAUUCUGUAAUAAAGUGUGGAGAUCUGGCAAAGAGAUAGGAGAAGGACAAAAUAAUUCCAAGCUUUGCAAAACAGACAACAUGAGACCAGAAGGAUCAGUGGAAAUGUCAUUGCCUGUCCUCUUAGUUGAGCAUUGUGACUUUUUUGUGUGUUUCCAUAAUGAAGAAAACAUAUAUUCUUCCCAGAAUACAAGCUAUUUUUGGAUAGGAACCUCUACUGGCUUGUUAAUAAUUAAUUUGGCAAACUUUGAAUUAGAAGCUCUUUUAUCUUACAGAGAUUAUAGUGACCUCAGCAUUCGGAUUGCCAGAUCAUGUGCAUUAACAAGGACGGCAGCUAAUGGAAAGGUUUUAUGCUUGAUUGCCUCGAUGUUUGAAGAUAUGAUUUCUGUGUUGGAAGUUAACCUUGCUGCAUUGGUGAGAACUCAGCACAGUGAUUUUCUCCCACGUGGGAAUGAGAAAAGUCUAUCUGUUGUUGCCAGGUGUACUUUACUGGCAAAUUCUCCAUUGUGUAAAAGUUUAAAGAAGAACAUGAAAGAACCUUCUAAGAAAACACUUGGAGUGAAGAAUGCAGUGAAGGAUAAACCAUUGGUUUUCCAUAAUAAAAUUAAGUCAUCGGGAUAUACAGCAGCACCACGAAUGGCCAUGUUUGCUCCAAAUACUAACCUGAAAAAAAAAGAGGCAUCCAGGUGGAAGACCAGUUCUAAAUGUAAAAAUAAAGAAUAUCCAUUGGAAAGUUAUCCUCCAAUCAAAUAUGAGAAAGAGGUAUCUGUUACUUGUAAACCAACCCCCAUUUUUUGUGUUCAAUAUUCUGGGGAUGGAGAGCUGCUGGCUUGUGGCCAGGCUGACAAAACUGUGUUGAUAUUCAAUUCCAAUCUCACUGAUGUGCAUAAUGUUUUUUCAGGUCAUGAUGGUGCAGUUAACUCUGUUGGCUGGAGUCAUGACAGGAAGUGGUUAGUUUCUGCAUCAGAAGACAGAACUUUAAGGGUCUGGUCAGUCUGCAAUAAGGAAUCUGCCCUAAUUCUGGAUAAAGAGAAGUUCCAUAAGACUGCACGCUUUGCACAGUUUUAUUUUAUAGAUACAUUUAUAUUGCUGUGUUGUGGAGCUGAAUUUCAUCUCUUAAGUUUCCAUCUAGACACAACCAAGGAUGACCUAAAACGGACAUUAAAUGCUACACUGAAACUAGCGGCCUAUCUGCUUUCUGGACAUAGAUACAAACAGAAGAGUGUUUGCAAAUUGGUACAGAAAUUCCCUAUGACUUCAGCAAUGGAGAUUACCAGUCUUUCAGCAGUAAAUGAGUUCUAUUCUUAUAUUGUACUUACAGCUGGCAGCAACCGAACAUUGGAAAUUUUUGACCUCAAUGCAGGCUGCAGCACAGCAGUGAUACAGGAAGCUCAUGUUAGAUCAGUCCAUCAGAUCUGCCAAAAUAAGGGAUCAUCCUUCAGCACUCAGCAACCUGAAGCUUACAACCUUUUCUUGACCACAGCUGCAGGUGAUGGCAUCAAACUGUGGGAUUUAAGAACAUUAAGGUUUUGUCCAAUCAAAUCCAGUCCAUCCCUUGCACUGUUGAGUACUUACAGGAGAGAUUAGUUCCUAAACAACCUUAUGGUGGGCCAGUACCUUUAAUCUCCUGAAGUUGUUGAUUUGUAAAGUUGGUGCGUCAACAACUGUUUCCAGUCCCUCUGGAAUGGCCUGUCUUUGUUUCUGCUUUGGGUUUGCCAGAAUAGGGUUUGUUUAGUGAAAUCUUUGUCCAGUGUUCUUGCAAUAUAGCAAAGGUAAGUCCACCUUCUCAUUUAUACUGUUUGCAGUGUUGUGGAUAGUUACACUAACUCCAAGAACUCCACAUUAUUGUUUGUUGAUUUUGUUCUAAAUAUUUUCCCUAGAUGUCCACAGUGAAAAUUAUUUUGCUUUUCUUUAAUCCGUUUGUUGCCCUUGAGAAUCUAUCCAUUGUUACUUUAUUUAAAAAUUCCGUAAAGUACAAAAUUUUGAUUAAAUAAGGGGGAAAAAAUCCCUUCAGCACAGUGCUCUUCAAACUAGCUGUUGAAAGCAUGGGAAAUAAUUUGCAGAAUAACUGCACAAUUCCCUUGGACUCUUUGGGUUUUUUUUUAUUCAGUUUCUUUUUCCUUUUUUUCCUUUUUUUCCUUUUCAUACAACAUGCAUUCCUUUUCUCACAAUUGACAGAAGAAUCAUAGCAGGAUGCUCCAGUAUUUUUUGAUCUGCACAGAUUAAAUCUUCAAACAGGUUAACCUGGCCUACAGCUUUUUAAGUUUUGGAUAUAUUAAUAUUUUUGCUUUGAAUCCUACAAAAAUUUUGCUAUUCAACCUGUGUUAUCAAAUUAUGAUUUUUUCCCCCAGUGAAAAUUCAUUUAACUUUUCUUUUGUUCUUGAAUUUGGUGAAAUUAUUUAGCAACUUCAAUUUUCAUCUUUUUUUCUGGAUAAAGCUGUGAAUUUGUCUGUCUCUUUCAUUAUUGAUGAUCUGGAGGCAUUCCAAGAUUCCUUCAGAGAGUGCCAGAACAUCUCAUGGGUUCCUCUGAAGGUGGUACAAGAAAAGACAUUUUAACUUUCUGAUGUUGUCAGCCAACCUCACACAGCCAGGUCAUCUUGCCAAUAAAUGAGGGAAUCUUGGACACUGCUAGUGGCUUUUGGAUUUACUCAGACUCCUGCUCCAUUUGCUUUGAAAUGCAUGGAUUUAUAAAGUUUCAUCUGAAGAUUUUGAAUAUUUUUUAUAAUUCUCCUACAUUCUCCUAAUUUAUAACUAAAGCUAAGAAAAGCUCCAGAUGAUCUACAAAACAGAUUUAGGAAUAAAGAAGCAAGGAAAAUAGUUUUUCUUGGAAGAAGAAAACUAUGGCUACUCUUCUUCCAGGUUAGGAUGAUAAAUUAUGAGACCUUAUGAAUACAUGCUUUAGAGUAAGAUAAUGACCUUUGAAAAACUUCCAAGAUAUUUUGAAGAGCAAUUUAAGUCUAUAUUGUCUAAAAGAAUGACUACUUGAAAAACAAGUAAAAUUACUUUCUCUUGUGUCCAAAGUGAAAGCAGUAAACACAAGUGUUAGGCUGAGAUGCUGUAAAAAUCUGAAUGAGAUGGACAUAAUAGUCACAAGGUUCAAUAUUCCUAAAAAAGACUGAGAAACGCAUUUAAUGAUCAGGAGGUCAAAAAGUUAAUACAUUCUUACAUUUUUGAAGGAGUUGAAGAGUUCUUUGUGAUGAAACCUUGUAUACUCAUCCGUAAGACACAAGAAACUUUACCAUCCUUUCUUAUACUGCUGUGUGUAUUGAAUGUAUUUUGGAGACAUUGCUACUCUUACUGAAGUCAGGAAUCUAGCAUUGAUUUGUACUCAGCCAUACCUGUUGUCUCCACAAUUUAAAUUUAAUAUCCCAGAAAAGUCUGGAUUGGAAUGACACAAGUUGCUAAGUCCUUUAAGUCACAGAGACCAAAUAUAUCAGAAAAUUCCGACACACUAAGCCUCCUUUUCUGCCAGUCCUGCCUGUGUUUAGUGGCAAUGCUCAUGAACAUAUAGGGCAGUGAGAUGUACUUUGGCAUCCUAGUGCUGUAAAACCAAUGCAUAGAAAGAAUGUAGAAACUUAGGAAUUACUGAACCUUCAAUUCCUUUACACAGUAAACUCAUAACAGGAAGGAUCAGACUAGACUAAGUACCAGCUGCUUUAAUAUGUUUCUAUAUCACUUAAAUUUUGUAUGACAGUUUUUAAUUCUGCUUUACCAGUCUGAAUCCUUUCAAUUUCUCACUUCCUCCCACUUGUAGAUUAGAUAAUUUUGUGCUUGAAAUGCUCAAAAGAAAGGAAAUUUCUUUCAUUCAUUCUGUUAGGAAGAAACUAUAAAUUCAUAGGGUUGCACCCUUCACAUCGUUAAAUGCAUAUAGA
Molecule: messenger RNA, 5028 nt
Organism: Motacilla alba alba
Lineage: Eukaryota; Metazoa; Chordata; Aves; Passeriformes; Motacillidae
Gene: WDR27
Product: WD repeat domain 27
Exons: 23
Coding region: 395-2743 (782 amino acids)
Molecular function (GO): protein binding
Source: RefSeq, a predicted model, not a curated record